AUGGUCACUGCGGCCAUUGAGCAUGUGCUGGUCAAGUUCCUUCAGCCUUACGUGGAUGGAAUCGACAGCAACGAUCUGCGGCUCUCACUCUGGAGUGGAAACCUGGAGCUCAAAGACCUGAAGGUCAAGGAAGAUGUUCUCGGUCUCCUAGGCGUGGAAGGCGUUCGUGUACGAAAUGGCCGUGUUCAUAGAAUCAAGAUUACUUUGCCGAGCAAGACGAGGCUUCUCUCAGGAAAGAUCAGCGUGGAAGUCGAGGGCGUGCAGUUGCAAGCCGAACAUCUCACAGAGAGCUUGGCGGAGUCUGUUCUCAGGAAAAACAUGAGGGACACCAAGCUGCAAGCCAUCGAACUACGCAUGGCCCAGCUUCGAGAUGUUUGGAGGCGCAAGCAGCAAGCGCAGGAAGCCUACGACCAAGCCGAGCCAGGCUUUGGCAUCAGGUUUGCGCGGCGUCUCGUGAACAAUCUCAGCCUGGAGCUGUCGAAGGUGGACGUUUCCUUCUCCAGCCUCAACCCUGCAGCUGUUGGCGCUGCGAAGAUGAAGUCUUUGCAAGUGCUCUCCACGGACAGCUCCUUCCGGAGAUUCAAGCAGGACGAGGUUCUGGAAGCAAAGGGAACCUCCCUGUACAAAAUCCUCAGCUUCGAUGGCCUGAGCUUGGCUUAUGGGCAGUCGAUGGAGGCCCUGGCAAACCUUGUGAGCCCAGUCCGGGCGGAGUUGAAGUUGGGCCACGUCCCGGAUGAUGGACUGCUGCGAUUGGAAGUUGAUCUCGGUACAGAUAAGCCGACCGAGAUCCAUACCAAGCGCUCGCAGCUCAUAGGUGUGCUUGCCCUGAAGACAGCGCUGAGCAAAAAGUGGGAGCAGCUGCGUAAACUUCUCGUCGAUCCGAAGGAAGAGGAGCGGCUCAAAGCGCGCCUCGAUGACUCCGAGGACAAAUACUUCAAGCUCUUCCGCCAGCAGUGCCUUGCCAAUGUGGAUGUCACAGAGGAGAAGGUGGUCGCCGCUCUUUAUCAAACUGGACUUAACUGCAGCCAGCUUGAACAGCCAGAGCAGGAGGAGCUGGAGACCCUGGAGACGGUUCUUCCUGUGCAGCUUCUGGCUUCGGCCAGAUGCAGAGCGGAAGACUUCAUUACGGAACUGGUGAAAAAGGCCAAGCCGCAGGAGAAGAAGUCCGGCGGGUGGUUCAGCCGGACCUUCUUUGGGCACAAGGAGCCAGAGGAGUCAUCCCUGGACAAGCUCAGCGUGGAGGAUCUACUCACCGAGUUGCAGAGUGCUGCAGAUGUAGAGGUGGUGGAGCCUCCGCAGAAGUUGGUCGUGCAGUUAUGUGGUGGAGGAGUCCUGAUGGACAUCCAAGACGAUACUGCAGUUGAAGUGAUGCAACUUCUUUCGCUGGACCUGAGCACGACGUCCCUGGCGGUGAAUGUCGAGUCAGCCACGGACCACAAGGGGCAGAACUCGGCAGCCUUCAGCCUCUUCCUGGCCCUGGGUUCGGUGAAUGUGUCGCACCAGCAGAAGUCCUUCUUCCGGCCGAAGCAGGUGGGCUCGAGUGACGAGAUCAUGCAGCAAGCUCUGGAUCUCCGACUGGAAAACAAGCUGGAGCCCACACAGAAUCUCUUGGAAGUGAGUCUCACCUUUGCCCCGCUGGAGAUUUUCAUGAUCCCCGGCCUGGUGGCUUCGAUUCUGGGCUUCUAUCCGGAUGCUGCCGAGGUCGAAGAGGCGGCAGGUGUUUGUGCCCCGGUCGUCAUGAAGACGAUUGAGGCAUUCGUGGAAGAGAAGGAAACGAAGGCCACACGGGCUGAGCGCCUCAAGAGUGUGCUGGAUGCCAAUGCGGACAGGGCCAAGGAGCUUGCCCAAGAGGUGUACAACCGCAUCCCGGACAGGAUCAGUCUGGCCAUCAACCUCUCGGCUCCCACGGUGCACGUCCCGGUCGCCAGCGUGGGCAAGGCUGUUAUCACUUUGGGCCAGCUUACCCUGGAGACUCCAGAGCCGUGCCUCUUCGAGUGCUUGCAGUUUGAGCUGCAGCUCAAGAACACCCAGGUCUCCACGGUGUUUGCCAUCGGUGAUGUGUUUGACGUGGUGGAACCGCUUCCGAUCACCAUUUCGCUCAAGUAUGCAGAGACGCCCAAGGAUGUUUCCAUUGUCGUCGCCAUCAAGAUUGGACACCUGAGCUUGUCGGCCUCGCCAAAUUCUGUGAACCUCCUGAUGGGGCUCCCGCAAGCAGUAGUGGACAUGCUGACGGUGCCAAUAACAGUCCGGCAAAAGAAGCCCGCAGCUCUGGAGAAGGCCGCUGAGCCUGUCCCGGUGCAGAAAGAGCUGAAGCGAGCAGGCAGUGCUGUCGGUUUCAGCGCGACAGAAGUGCUUGGUGAAGACUUCGUCGCUUUCAAAAGGGCCGAGGAGCUGCAGAAGAAGCCCAUGCGGACCAGCGUGUCACUGGCCUUCGAUGAUGCGACAUUCUCCCUCAGCGACUCCAUCAUGCCGCUCAUGCGCCUGAAAAUGGAGGCCAUGCCUCCCGGCCUGCAGGUCAGUGUUGAGAGUGGAAAGGUGGAUGUCAAGCUCAUGGAGUCCAGCCUCAGCAUCGAUGUGUUGAAUACACGGCAUGGCGAUUGGGAACCCUUUUUGGAGCGCUUCGAUUUCGGUGUGUCCGUGGUGAUGUCGGAGACUAUGCGCAUCUCCCUGCACGCGCUCGGGCCUCUCCACUUGAAUCUCGUCCCGAAGCCGACGCGGCAAAUCCUGGAAUUGCUUCCGUUGCUGCUGACGAGCCUCAGGCCUCCGCAAUCAUCGGCCGAAGCAGAGAAGAAGCCUGAUGAGAGCUCGUCAGGGAAAGAUUCGGAUUCACAAAAGCUUCGCGUGGUGAGCUUGUGGGGCGGGCAGCUGGAGGUCCUGUGCAUUGGCGCACGAAAUGCAGAAGCCAAAGUGGUAAUCCAACCAACUGGCUCCCAGUGGGUAGCCUUGGACGACAAGAUCAGUGCACUCACGCUGCGAAGCUUGAGGGUGCGGCGCCUUGGCUCCGAGAAGCUCUCAGAGCCGCUGUGGUUCGAACAGAAUGCGGCUGUGGUCGUACCAGACUGCGUGGGACGUGUCGUGGCCCAGCUCUUGACACCUCAGCCGGAUCACCGGCUUCUGUUGCUGGCACCCACUCUACGACUCCACAACGAAACAGACCUGAUGCUGGCUGUCCGCUUUCACGAAGAAGCCCGAGCGACGGUCAUCAAGCAUUUGGACUCCGCGAUCUGCAACGCAUCACUGCUGGGACUGAAGUCUGAGUGUGAGCCAGCAGCUGCAGAGCCCCAAGCCGCGAGCUACAAGAGCCCUGACAAUGAGUGGGUUUGCCUUCCUCCGAACAGUGUCUGCGCGGUGCCCGCGGCAGCCACGGCACAGGACGGAAAAAGCGUCGACACGACCAUCAUCAGCCUACGGCCGGCAGCUUGGGGCCUCCCCGACGUGGAUUUCAGUCAACCGAGCUCCGUGGGCCGGAAGACCGUGGAGGGCCUCUCCUGCAAGCUAGGGGUUGGGUCAUCAAAAAGUGGAUACCCUCACGCCGGUCCUGUACCGCUACACUUCUUGGUGGUGCAGGGCAGCGAAGACAUAGGCUCCGGAAAUGGCCAGAAAAUCAAGACAUUGUCUAUCAGACCAAGCAUGGUGUUCAUGAAUGCGCUGCCGUUCGGACCCCUUGGUUUGGACAUCGCCUCUACUUCGAGCAAAGCCCCGCCCGUGGUCGUCGAGGCUUUGCAACGCGUCAAUUUCUACGGGCUCAGCAUGCAAGAGAUGCGUGGUGGUCUGACUUUAGCCGCGCAGCUGGCACCCAAGGCGCCUUUCAGUGGCAAGGUAAAUUUGGAGGGCAAUGACAUCGUAGACAUCACCGAAAACGUGUUGGGUGAUGAGGCCGAGAUUCUAGACAUGAGGGAGAGCACCAGCGGAGCACCAGCCGCGGUUUCUCUGGAGUGUUUGGGUCAUGGCCAGAUUCGCAUCAGCUGCUCCCACUGGCUGCUGGACCGCAGCGGUGCGCAGGAAAAGGGUCUGGGCAAGUUGGAGGUCUUCUAUCAGGGGGCCAAGUUGCCUUCACACAAUGGCAUCACUCUGCUUCAUGCCGGCUGCUUCGAGAACCCUUGUGAUCUGGGCUUUUGUCCCGAUGGAAAGUCGAUGAAGGCGAAGCAGACCAUGAAGUUGCCACCAAACUUUGAGAGCUUCGUUUGGAACACACCCUCGGGAAGCCUGGAGAUGACUCUUCGUAUCGGCAGCAUCAAGAGCAGCAGUGUGCACGGGGCGACCUGCAUGCAGUUCACCCUGGCUCCUCGACUGGUCUUGACAAACGCCUCGGAUGUGGAGCUCGAGCUCGAGACCCCCGACAAGAUGAAGAUACGAUGGAAGCCGCGCGAGUCCCGGGUGCUGCAUUGGAAGGCUAAUAUGGAAGCCGUGGAUCCUUUGGCCACCACUUUCCGCUUCCGUCCCAUCGGUGGAGGUCAAUGCGAGUUCUCAGGAGUUGUCCUCUGCAGCGACGGCUCCGCGGGCUCCACUCCUUUCACCUUGAAGCGCCAGGCAGGUGGUGUCGAGGUGUGGAGUGUUGAUGUGGCUCCGCUUCAUGGCAGCAUGGGUGUCCUGAUUCGUCCCGGCUCGGAUUUCAUCGCCUGCAACCUCCUGGAGAACAGGAUGGAGGUACAAGACGAGGAGCGGCCAGACGAGAGAAUCAAUGUGCCGGCAGGUGGAGAGAGCGUUCCGAUCGGAUGGUGCAAGCCCUUCUCGGGCAAGCGCUCUCGAGCUGUCCGUGUGAUUGUGGACAAGGAGAUUGUUGACAUUCCAGAUCUUCAGCGAACCGCGGUACGGCCCUUGAAGACACCGGGACUUGCUCUCCGAGUGAUGCGCAGCGGGAAGACCACGAAGCUGAGCCUCGAGGAGCUGCAGGAGAAGCAGCAGGUUCAAGCGAAGUCCGAGGCCUUCCAGGCCACUUUCGAGCUGCACGUGAAGCUGGGCCGCGCCGGUAUAUCGCUCAUCGACGAGAGCCCCCCUCAGCCUUGCGAGCUGUUCUUCUUCUCCCUGGACAUGCUGCGUCUCGAGUACAUGCAGGAUGCUGCACGAGAUUCGGAGAAGAUCACGGUGUCUGUUUCUGAGGUCCAGGGCAUCUGCCAACUGCCCGAUCGGACAAACGACUUGGACAAAGUGAGCAUGCUGGACCCCAGCCAACUCCAGCGGUUGCACGAAAACUUGUUGCAGAACCAGGAGCUCCCCGCAGUCAUUUUGGCGAACCAUUCUGCAGGAGGAAAGUCCUUCCUGCAGUUCCAGAUGACUCGACAGGCCACUUCGUCCAGGGAUCUGCUGCUCAGCGCAGCGCAGCUUGAUGUCGACAAACUGGACUUCACCGUGGACGAGAAGUGGUUGACUCCGUUGCAGCAGUGGCUUUCACACACAUUCGGCGCAGGGGGGUUCGACCUCUUCGGGGUUGUGGCAGAAGAGCUCUUGAACGUGGCCGGCAAGCCCAUCACCGAUGGCUACAUUCCGCCAGAGGUCCCGGCUGUCGUACAGGCAGAAGAUGUGAACAUUUCUGCGGUCGACACUACGGUGUGGUGCUCGCUUCGACUCAAGUAUUUGGAGUUCCUGCCGGUAUAUGUCCGCACAGCUCUGAAAGUACUGUCCUUCAGCAGCUACUUCACCUUGGAUGGGGUGGGACUCCUCCUCCCUGCUCGACACCUCGAACCUCACCGGGGAUCUUUGCAGGACUAUGCCAUGGCGGUCGUCAGUGACUAUGGCACUUCGAUCUUGGCUCAUCUUGGCUCACUUCUAGGCAAAAGCUCGCUGCUGAAUCUGCCAAAGGCUCCACUAAAGCUGGGUGGUGCAGUUGUGGCAGUCAUGGGCGACAAGCUUACUGACGUGACCACCGGAGCAGCGUCACUUCUCAGGAACUUCACCAUGGACGACGAGUACAUCGCUAAAAACCGAGAAAAGAAGACCAUCACCGGCGCAAGUCAGGGCUUCGCCGCAGCGGGCAAGACCUUGAUGGAUGGAGUCGAGGGUAUGUUCGACGUUGUGAAGAAGCCAGUGGAGGGCGCCCAGAAAGAAGGGCUAUGGGGCUUCGCAACAGGCUUGACCAAAGGAGUCGCAGGAAGCAUUGUGAAGCCCGUUGCCGCCUUCGGCACCGCCAUUGGUGAGGUCGGAACUGGCCUUGCCUCCACGACCAACACACUGAACGACAACGAAGCGAAUCAGCGCCGGCGUGCACGGCGGCGCCUGCGAUUACCCCGUCUACUCUUUGGAGAGUUGGGCGAGGUGCGUCCUUUCGUCGACUUUGAAGCUCAACUUUACCAAAGGUACGGAGCAAACAUCCGUGGCGUCUGUGAAGUGGUGCUCCUCGAUAGAGAAGAAAAAGGUGGAGAGCUGUUCAUCACCUCGCUUCUGCUAUUCGUGGAUCAGCUUGCCGUGGCAGUAGCUUCAAAUCAGGCUGCGGAUGCCGUACCCAACAAGUUCGAGAGGACGUUCAACAUCUUGAAAAAGACGGACUCCUCGAAGGUAGCACCUUUGCGGGGGCUUCGCUUCUCCCAGCUGCAGAAGGUCGCACUGGAAGGCAGGAUACUCAAGCUGGUUGGGUCUGCCAAAGAAGUCUUCAGCCUGGACUUGGACAAGGCCAACCUCAGCGAAGCGGCCCUAAGGGCACUUCUGAGCGGCCUGGAAGCAGCCGCAGCCAACGGACGGUUGGAGGCGCAUCGCACCUGGUCGCAACUACGAGCUGUGCGGCAAAAUGACGAGCAUUCUGCGCGGGUGCGCGACAUGAAGCUCGCGGCCGAGACGGGGCUGAAGAUGUUGAAAUCCGAGGCUGCAAUGCGCGAUCGCGGUGCAGCGCGGUCGAGGCUGCUGGAAGUGUGGGAAGUGGAGCGGCAUGUCUUCGGAUGGGGAACCUGCAGCUGGCCCACUGAUGGAGACCUGCAGUGGCGCUGGGUGGGCCCAAAUGGCCGUAAGCAUCCUCAGGUGGACGAGAAAUUGUCCAAGGAUGCAGCGACUGCAUCCAAGGAGCCACCCUGUCAGCUGGGUGGAUUGUACAAGGCAGUUGGCCCGUGGCAAGUGGAGACGACGGCUGCAACAGACAAAGACGGCUGGGUUUAUGGCAUGGCCUGGAGUCAGCCGGAAUGGAAUAAGAAGCCGGGACUGGCAGAUGUGUUGAGGAGACGCCGGUGGACACGGCCCUUUUCCUAG
Molecule: messenger RNA, 7173 nt
Organism: Symbiodinium sp. CCMP2592
Lineage: Eukaryota; Dinophyceae; Suessiales; Symbiodiniaceae
Source: the annotation of a GenBank genome assembly